AUGCGACAAGGAGGGAUGGGAAUAUGCUACGAAUUUCGCCGGGGCAGUUUGGAGCCCGAUCAAGAGUGCCAGUUCGUUUGUACGUCGUCGCAGAUGGAAAAGACAUAUGCGCUACACGGCAUGAAAAUGUGGCCGCGUCUACCACCAGAAGAAACGACAACGUUCGUAGAGCUAGCAGUAGGUGGAUUCGACAUGCUGUGUGAUCGUAGCUACUUACUAUUUGCCUUGUCAAAAGACGGGUAUGUGUACAGAAGGGUCGGAAUUGGAGGGAACAAUCCAGGAGGCGACUUCUGGAGUAAAAUUCCGGAGAUCGAGUGUGAAGAAGGAAGAGAAGAUUUGGCGAAAAUCAGCUGCUCAGCCUCAUUGGGAACUUUGGUUGCUCUCACUUGGGACGGGCGAUUAUUUCUUAGAGUCGGAAUAACAAAAGGUAUUUCCACUGGCAUUAGAAAGAGCGACACUUAUGAAAUUGUUUUGUAG
Messenger RNA from Cooperia oncophora, 477 nucleotides. Lineage: Eukaryota; Metazoa; Nematoda; Chromadorea; Rhabditida; Trichostrongylidae. The record is from the annotation of a GenBank genome assembly.